Messenger RNA from Colius striatus (speckled mousebird), 6360 nucleotides. RefSeq names its product trichohyalin-like. Gene Ontology annotation, biological process: cellular response to cytokine stimulus; positive regulation of cell cycle G1/S phase transition; regulation of phosphatidylinositol 3-kinase/protein kinase B signal transduction. Lineage: Eukaryota; Metazoa; Chordata; Aves; Coliiformes; Coliidae. Gene Ontology annotation, cellular component: cytoplasm. The transcript is spliced from 2 exons. Bases 1 to 6360 code for a protein of 2119 amino acids. The record is from RefSeq and is a predicted model, not a curated record. Gene Ontology annotation, molecular function: calcium ion binding; transition metal ion binding.
AUGUCUCGCUUCUUAGACGGCGUUUCCACCAUCAUCACCGUCUUUCACAACAAUGCAAAGGAAGAGGGAGACUGCUCCAACCUCAGCCGAAGGAAGAUGAAAGAGCUCAUCCAGAGGGAGUUUGCAGAUGUCAUAGCUAAGCCACAUGACCCUCAGACCAUUGACAAGAUCCUGCAGUUUCUGGAGUGGGAUGGCGACGGGAAGAUGGAUUUUAAUGAGUUCCUGCUUUUGGCAUUCAGAGUGGCCAAGGCCUGUUAUUGGUACUUGCCCCAGGGACCACGCCUUCUGCAAAGAACUAAGCUGGCAAGCACUGGCAAGUCACUCCGAGAGCCUGAAACCGAGACCAGAGGGAGCAGUUGGCAGCUCCAAGAGGAGGAACAACUCUAUGAGAGUGACCAGCAUCCCCUCAGUGAACCUGAACUGCAACGAGACAUCAGGGUCAACAAGCUGGAAACAGUAGAGGAAAGGGGGAGUCGUCACCAGCAACGUAACACACGAAGCAGAAACGAAGCAAAAGGAAGCAGAGAGCCGGGGGAGCCAAUCCCUCAGAGACAUGAGGAACAAAGCCAAGAGCCACGCGACCAACGGGACGCUCAGAGGAGACGUCAGGCAGUGCAGCCAGACAGACGAGGUGAUGUCCAGCUCUCCCAGCGUGGCAGCUGGAGAGCAAGUGGGGCUGAAGUGCAGGAAGACGAGAGGCAAAAUCAAGAGAGGUCUCAGCAAGAACAACUGAGAGACGUGAGGAGUCGCAGCCAGACCUGGGAACCUCAACCACGGCCAGACCGGUGGAGUGGCCGUCGGCCAGAUAAAGCAGGAAGAGCAGCAAGUGAUCAAAGAAACCAGGAGCCACGAGAUGCAGAGAGAGGAAGCCACAAUCAGACACGUAACCCAGAGCUGCUCAGAGAGGGAAGAAGUCACGACCACCUUCGUGAGCUGGAAGAAGCAACACUCAGGCACAGGGAGGCUGAAGGAGGGGACUCAAGGUGCUCGUAUCAGUUGUACAUAGAGGAGCCACUAGAACUGGACUCGAGGUACUAUGAGACUGGUGACCAAGAAAAAGGUAUCUAUGAAAGAGGGGAAACCCAGGAACAGGAACUUGACUAUGAAAAAAGUGUAAGAGACACCUACAGGACUCAGGAGUGGGAAGAAGGAGGUGAUGAGAAGAGGGAAGAGGCAAUAUGGAAAAGGACACAACUGGCACGUGAAAGGGAAGAGAAAAGGGCCACAACCAACCAGAGAGAGACACGUGAGAGACGUAACUGGGAAACAUUUGAGCCAAAAGAUGAUGGAAGGAGACAACAGGAGUCUCUGAGGUAUGAAAGGACAAGAGAAGCUGCAGUGGCAGCUGCAGAAGCUGAUGUGAGGAUCCAACAAGUGACACGGGAACUGCAGCCACGUGAUGAUGCCGAAAGGAGGGAUCGUAUUCGUGAGCGUGAAGCAGUGCAGGAUGAGAGGAGGGUUUCCCUGCAAAGGGACAGAGAUGAGCCUGUGAGGGAGAGGAGGAUCAAACACCAGCAGGAGCUGGAGCUGGACAUCUAUGAGCGCCGCAGCCGCCAGACACGUGAGAGGGACCAGCAAGAGGACACACGCAACCAGAGAGAGACCCGAGAGCCUGAAGGUGAUGGGAGGAGACAACGGGAGGCUCUGAGAUACGAAAGGACACUGGAGACUGAAGCAGCAGCUGCAGAAGCUGAUGUGAGGAUCCAACGGGUGACACGGGAACUGCAGCCACGUGAUGAAGUGGAAAGAAGAGACCGACGUGGUGAGCGCCAAGAAGAGGAUGAGAGGAGGAUUUUCCAGGGAAGAGAGAGAGAAGAGCCUGUGAGGGAGAGGAGGAGCAAUCGCCAACAGGAGCUGGAGCUGGACAUCUAUGAGCGCCGCAGCCGCCAGAAACGUGAGAGAGAAGAACAAGAUGCCACAAGUUACCAGAGAGAGACCCGUGAGCCUGAAGGUGAUGGGAGGAGACAACGGGACGCUCUGAGAUACGAAAGGACACUGGAGACUGAAGCAGCAGCUGCAGAAGCUGAUGUGAGGAUCCAACAAGUGACACGGGAACUGCAGCCACGUGAAGAUGCUGAAAGGAGGGAUCGUAUUCGUGAGCGUGAAGCAGUGCAGGAUGAGAGGAGGGUUUCCCUGCAAAGGGACAGAGAUGAGCCUGUGAGGGAGAGGAGGAUCAAACACCAGCAGGAGCUGGAGCUGGACAUCUAUGAGCGCAGCAGCCGCCAGACACGUGAGAGGGACCAGCAAGAGGACACACGCAACCAGAGAGAGACCCGUGAGCCUGAAGGUGAUGGGAGGAGACAACGGGACGCUCUGAGAUACGAAAGAACAAGAGAAACCACAGUGGCAGCUGCAGAAGCUGAUGUGAGGAUCCAACGGGUGACCUGGGAAGGGGAGCCCCAUGCAGUCACUGAAAGAAGAGAGCGUCAGGGUGAGCGUGCAGCAGUGCAGGAUGAGAGGAGGAUUUUCCAGGGAAGAGAGAGAGAAGAGCCUGUGAGGGAGAGGAGGAUCAAACACCAGCAGGAGCUGGAGCUGGACAUCUAUGAGCGCAGCAGCCGCCAGACACGUGAGAGGGAAGAACAAGAUGCCACAAGUUACCAGAGAGAGACCCGAGAGAGACAUGACCAGGAAACACAGGAGCUUGAUAAUGAUGGAAGGAGACAACAGGGGUCUCUGAGGUAUGAAAGGACAAGAGAAGCUGCAGUGGCAGCUGCAGAAGCUGAUGUGGGGAUCCAACGGGUGACCCGGGAACUGCAGCCACGUGAUGAUGCUGAAAGGAGGGAUCGUAUUCGUGAGCAUGAAGCAGUGCAGGAUGAGAGGAGGGUUUCCCUGCAAAGGGACAGAGAUGAGCCUGUGAGGGAGAGGAGGAUCAAACACCAGCAGGAGCUGGACAUCUAUGAGCGCAGCAGCCGCCAGACACGUGAGAGGGAAGAACAAGAUGCCACAAGUUACCAGAGAGAGACCCGUGAGCCUGAAGGUGAUGGGAGGAGACAACGGGACGCUCUGAGAUACGAAAGAACAAGAGAAACCACAGUGGCAGCUGCAGAAGCUGAUGUGAGGAUCCAACGGGUGACCUGGGAAGGGGAGCCCCGUGCAGUCACUGAAAGAAGAGAGCGUCAGGGUGAGCGUGCAGCAGUGCAGGAUGAGAGGAGGGUUUACCAAGGAAGAGAGAGAGAAGAGCCUGUGAGGGAGAGGAGGAUCAAACACCAGCAGGAGCUGGACAUCUAUGAGCGCCGCAGCCAACUGACACGUGAGAGAGAAGAACAAGAUGCCACAAGUUACCAGAGAGAAACCCGUGAGAGACGUGACCAGGAAACACAGGAGCUUGAUAAUGAUGGGAGGAGACAACAGGGGUCUCUGAGGUAUGAAAGGACAACAGAAGCUGCAGUGGCAGCUGCAGAAGCUGAUGUGAGGAUCCAACGAGUGACCCGGGAACUGCAGCCACGUGAUGAAGUGGAAAGAAGAGACCGACGUGGUGAGCGCCAAGAAGAGGAUGAGAGGAGGGUUUACCAAGGAAGAGAGAGAGAAGAGCCUGUGAGGGAGAGGAGGAGCGAUCGCCAACAGGAGCUGGAGCUGGACAUCUAUGAGCGCUGCAGCCAACUGACACGUGAGAGAGAAGAACAAGAUGCCACAAGUUACCAGAGAGAAACCCGUGAGAGACGUGACCAGGAAACACAGGAGCUUGAUGAUGAUGGAAGGAGACAACAGGAGUCUCUGAGGUAUGAAAGGACAAGAGAAACCACAGUGGCAGCUGCAGAAGCUGAUGUGAGGAUCCAACGAGUGACCCGGGAACUGCAGCCACGUGAUGAUGCCGAAAGGAGGGAUCGUAUUCGUGAGCGUGAAGCAGUGCAGGAUGAGAGGAGGGUUUCCCUGCAAAGGGACAGAGAUGAGCCUGUGAGGGAGAGGAGGAUCAAACACCAGCAGGAGCUGGAGCUGGACAUCUAUGAGCGCCGCAGCCGCCAGACACGUGAGAGGGACCAGCAAGAGGACACACGCAACCAGAGAGAGACCCGUGAGCCUGAAGGUGAUGGGAGGAGACAACGGGACGCUCUGAGAUACAAAAGGACACUGGAGACUGAAGCAGCAGCUGCAGAAGCUGAUGUGAGGAUCCAACGGGUGACACGGGAACUGCAGCCACGUGAUGAGGUGGAAAGAAGAGACCGACGUGGUGAGCGCCAAGAAGAGGAUGAGAGGAGGGUUUACCAAGGAAGAGAGAGAGAAGAGCCUGUGAGGGAGAGGAGGAGCGAUCACCAACAGGAGCUGGACAUCUAUGAGCGCCGCAGCCAACUGACACGUGAGAGAGAAGAACAAGAUGCCACAAGUUACCAGAGAGAGACCCGUGAGCCUGAAGGUGAUGGGAGGAGACAACGGGAGGCUCUGAGAUACGAAAGGACACUGGAGACUGAAGCAGCAGCUGCAGAAGCUGAUGUGAGGAUCCAAUGGGUGACACGGGAAGGGGAGCCCCGUGCAGUCACUGAAAGAAGAGAGCGUCAGGGUGAGCGUGCAGCAGUGCAGGAUGAGAGGAGGAUUUUCCAGGGAAGAGAGAGAGAAGAGCCUGUGAGGGAGAGGAGGAUCAAACACCAGCAGGAGCUGGACAUCUAUGAGCGCCGCAGCCAACUGACACGUGAGAGAGAAGAACAAGAUGCCACAAGUUACCAGAGAGAGACCCGAGAGAGACGUGACCAGGAAACACAGGAGCUUGAUAAUGAUGGGAGGAGACAACAGGGGUCUCUGAGGUAUGAAAGGACAAGAGAAGCUGCAGUGGCAGCUGCAGAAGCUGAUGUGAGGAUCCAACGAGUGACCCGGGAACUGCAGCCACGUGAUGAUGCCGAAAGGAGGGAUCGUAUUCGUGAGCGUGAAGCAGUGCAGGAUGAGAGGAGGGUUUCCCUGCAAAGGGACAGAGAUGAGCCUGUGAGGGAGAGGAGGAUCAAACACCAGCAGGAGCUGGACAUCUAUGAGCGCAGCAGCCGCCAGACACGUGAGAGGGAAGAACAAGAUGCCACAAGUUACCAGAGAGAGACCCGUGAGCCUGAAGGUGAUGGGAGGAGACAACGGGACGCUCUGAGAUACAAAAGGACACUGGAGACUGAAGCAGCAGCUGCAGAAGCUGAUGUGAGGAUCCAACGGGUGACACGGGAACUGCAGCCACGUGAUGAGGUGGAAAGAAGAGACCGACGUGGUGAGCGCCAAGAAGAGGAUGAGAGGAGGGUUUACCAAGGAAGAGAGAGAGAAGAGCCUGUGAGGGAGAGGAGGAGCGAUCGCCAACAGGAGCUGGAGCUGGACAUCUAUGAGCGCCGCAGCCAACUGACACGUGAGAGAGAAGAACAAGAUGCCACAAGUUACCAGAGAGAGACCCGUGAGCCUGAAGGUGAUGGGAGGAGACAACGGGAGGCUCUGAGAUACGAAAGGACACUGGAGACUGAAGCAGCCGCAGAAGCUGAUGUGGAGAUCCAGCACGUGUACAUCCCUGCUGAGCCCAGCACACAGCCAGAGGUGAAGGUUGUCCCUCAGCCCUGUGAGCCUCAGAGCCUUGCAUACUUGGUCCGUGUGAUCCAGAAUUUGAGUGGUGAAGAAGGUACCAGCUAUGAGAUCAUCUGCCAGCAGCCCCAUGACCUGGGGCAGCCCAUCUUUGUCAAGAAGUGCCACACAUCACCUCAGCCACUGUCAGAUCCACGUGAUGGGAGCAACAGCCCAGAGCCACAACCCCAAAGAGAUGAGCAAGAAACAGGGGAGGUAGAACCACAGCAGCAAGGGGACAUACCAGCUUCCCAGGAAGAUGCCACUGAGGCACAGGAGAGGUCUGAAACAGGGGUGAAAGAUGGGACUCACCAGGCUUCUGCCUCUGAAUCAGAGAGGGCUAAGGGUGAUGCUUGUCAGGCAAAGUCCAAGGAGAACAGGAAGGAGAGCCAGAGCCCCAAGCUGCCUGAUGCAGAGAGGAAGAGGCAUCAGCCCCAGGGAGAUGGAUCAAAAGCUGCCAGGGAGCAGGUCCCACAGGAAACUAAAUCCAGCUGCCAGUGUGGGGACAGGGAGGCCAAGAGCUGCCCAUCUCUGCCCCAAGCUCUAGAGCCACAGGAAGCUUCUGAGGCAGGUUGCCAAGCCACUGAAAAGAGUCGUCCUCAGCCACCCCGGAGAGAUGAAGGCAGCAGCAGCCAUGAGGAUGCAAAGCUUCCCCCCUCUGAGAGGAGCCACCUGACACAGCAGGAAGAGAACAGCAAGAGGAGAUCCCAGCAACUGAUUGAUGCUCAGCCUCAGGACGAGAAGCCACGUGCUUCCACCAAGCAGAUCCAGAGCCCUCCCGGUCCCCUGGUCUCACAGGAGCCACCUAGCCGUCCUGCCAAGGAUGAAGCCAAAGCAUCUUAA